CAAAUUGACAAUGAGUUGCGAGCACUUAAGCUAUUAAAAACAGCGCUUUAUUAUUAAUCCGCAAACUGUUUUAUGUUUUAAAAUAUUAUUUACUUUUUCCUGUUACUAUUGAAUAAUAAUAUGUAAAUUUUAGUGUAGGUUAUUAAAAAGUGCACUGUGCAGGGCUGAAUAAUCUAAACCAUGUCAAGUAAAUUCGAAACCAUGUCUACUAAUCGCAAAACAACAGCAGACGAUUCAGGUGUUUACGAUUUGCUAACCGAAUUAUGCAGCAAAACGGCUUCUAAAUACUGCAAUCAGAAUAGAUUAUCACAGAAGCGGCUAAUGACUAAGAUGAGAUCGAAUGCUUACGAAAUAAUACUGAAAAAAUCGAAUAAGGAUUUCUCGUCUGCAAAAGGCGAGCCGGUAGUAGACUUGCUGUCCUAUUACUUUGUGAGUCAACAAAAUGCACGAAACGUCGCUGAGUAUAAAAGAACUGUGGAGCUCAAGAAAAUAAUAAGCACACUUCGCCAAACAGACUUUGGUGACAAUAAAGAUGUUAUUCAUAGCAUAUUACGGUUCCUAAUAGGCCUCAGCAAUACGGUCAAAGAAGAUCUGUCUGCAGAAAUGUUUCAGAAUCCAUUUACAUUUGGCCUCCUUGAUGAGAUGCUGCCCAAACCAAAGAGGGAGGUGUUUGGAUCACCACAGCCCUACUCAUAUUAUCCUUCACAUGUAUUUGAGUUGCCAUUCUCCUUAAAGAAACAAGCUGACAAGCGGGUGUUGGAGAGUCGGAAAUCACAGACUUAUACCGAAUAUACUGUGGAGAGUUUUGAUUCUAAAUCUUUGUUACCUGAAACAAACAACACACUUGUGCCUGGUCAAGUGGAGUUAAAAACCUUUAUGAGUCCAAUGUCACUGGCAUCAUUGACAUCAACACAUUUGUCUCCUUACUCUGAGAGUGCCAUAUUGUGCUACCCAAGGUUGACAGGACCUAGAGACCUUCAAAUACCUGGUUCACAGUCUAAUGAUGUUAAUGUGAAGAUAUCAUUGGCAAGUACUAGUAUUAAAUCUGAUGUGAAGGAAGUAUUCAGAGCUAAAGCAGCAGAUGAUUCAAUAGAUAUCUGGGAGUUAGCUACACAAGUUGACAAGGAUGUUCCUGAUGAUAUAUGGGAACUAGUCUCCAAAUUGCCACCGAUUCAUGAAAGACAGCUACUAGCAUCAUCUUCAAGAGAACUUGGUUUAUGGAGAAAGACUUAUGGCAAUCAUUUAUCUGAUCUGACUGUGAUAUCAGAGAAACAGUUCAUCAGACAUAUCAUGUAUUUAGUUAUUGGCGUCGAAACAAGCUCAUUCCCAUUCAGUCAAGAAAACAAUAGUUUCUAUAUGAAAGAAGAUCUGAUACUAGAAUGCAUAUCAAGGGAACAUAUCAGGGGUUAUGUGAGCGAGUUGUUGUUGGUCGGGACUUAUUACAAACGAUUGUAUAAGUUCGCUUUCAAUGAGAGUUUGGAGGAUCAAUUUCAUAGCAAUGGAUUGGUUUACGAGGCAGCAAGAGAAGUAAUAAGACGGUAUCUACUAGACUUUCGAUUGAAAGCCACAGAGAUCUAUGAAGAAUCGAAUAAGAACACUGAAGAAGACCUGAAUACAAUGCCGACGUUGUUACAAAUACUGCAUCAUAUGGAACCACUCAAAUACGAGAUAGAGACCAUUGCUGCGAUAUAUAAAAUUAUUAAUAAUGAUCCCAAAUCUACAAUAUCGCAUGGAGCAGAACUAAUGUCGUAUCUAUUUAACGAAAUAUCGCUAGUCACACAUAGACAGACAACGUUCACCAUGUUCAACUCACUGUAUUCUAUCUGCAAGGUUUAUUUCAAGUUCAUCGAAAGAUUCAUAUUCGAGGGUGAACUAGACGAUAGAUUUAACGAGUUUUUCAUAAGAAAAGACAAUCAGUACGUGAAUAAUCGUUCAAAGAGGUACUGGGACAAAGGGUUUCAUAUAACGCAGAGUGUGGCUGUACCGGAGUUCCUGAAGCCUUUGGCUAAGUUCAUACUACUGUGUGGAAAGUCACUAAGGUUGCUGAAACUGUGUAAUCCUAGUGAUCCCCUAGUCCUCCUAAUAUCAUCAGAUCAUCCAUCAGUGAAGUGUUGUGCCAGUUUCAAAGAACUAGAGAGGCAGCAACAAGUCCUCGAUGUGUAUAGAACGCGGUGUCUCUUCGUCAGCGGAGAAUUGGUCACGUUUGAUCAAAUACUCUUAAAGAGGGAGGCAGAAAGAAAAGCCUUUACUGAAAUGGCGUCCUUGAAACAAGCUGAAACUAUGGAGAAGAUUAUUGCUGAACGUAAAAGACUAGCUCAAUUGAUAAUAGCUGAAAAACAGCAUUCAUUAAGAGUUCUUGAGGCAGCUAUGGCAGAAGCUAAAGCCGCGAAAUGUAAAGCUAAGCAACGCGAGAGAAUGCGGAAUGAAUUGGAACAUGCAGCUGAAAAGGCAAGCGAGGAGGUGGAUUCCAAACUCAGGGAUGAUGAAAAGAACAAAAUAAUGGAGUACUACUCAAAAUUAAACAUGGAAGUGGAAAAAAGUAAAAUACACACAGAAUGGAAAAUAAAGCGUUUACAGUUAGAUCAGAGUAGAAUUCAGUUACUUUCGACCGAAGAGAGGAAUUUGAAGAGAGAAAAAUUGGAACUGGAACAUCAGAAAAACGAAGAAGUGAUGGCAAUGUCGAUACAAAGCGAUAUGUUGAGGUCCGACGAUGAAUUAGAUAAUAAAGAAGAUAUUGCAGAUGAAGCUGUUGAAACUGUCCCUAUUGGGGAUGGAAUGACAGUAUCAGUGAUGUCUAUAGCCACUGAACCAGACACUACAGAGGAACCUGAACCUUCGGAGUACGAAAAUAACAAAUCCAAGGCACAAACUUCCUCAGCAGUAUUUAGCGCUAUCUGCAACGCUGCCAAAAACUUCUUCGGCGUAUCUAAGAGCAUCAAUGAAAACUGUGACAAUAGCAAAGAACUGGACGCUCAAGGCAACAUCGUUAAACAAGAAUUUGAGACCAUAGUAGAAGCACGCUCCUUACACACACAAUCUUCCUGCGAAAUAGGCAGCAAACUAGACGACGAAUACGAUAACCAACAAUAUCAGAAGAGUAGGCAAGAAGCCUUGAUGAAUAAACAAAAGAUUAUGGCCCACGAAUUCGGACAGACAGACAAUGAAAAUAAUCAAGUUAAAGAUCCACCGCUAAUAAACAUAGCGUCGCUAGAUGAAGAGAAUAAUCUGCAAGAAUGGACUCCCUUUGAAGAAGCUAAACGUAAUAAAAUGAAGGUGUUAGGCGCAGAGUUUGAAAUAAUUAAACCAGUAGAGAAGACUGUAGUUUCAGAACCAAAGACUGAAGCGCAGAAAGAAGCAUUGAUUAACAAACAAAAGGUUUUAGGAGUGGAGUACAAUCUCCCAUUAGAAAUAGCAGCUAAAAAGGAACCUGCAAAUGAUGCUCAGACAGAGGCAGUGCGCAAUAAGGAGAGGAUAUUAAACUCUGAUUACGACAUGCUUGGUUCGAGUAAUGAAAGUUUUAAACGAGACAACGCUAAGCGGUCGGGGCUCACAUUAAAUUUAAAGCCCUACGGUGAAGCUUCGUCAAACACUUUCAAGUUAGGUGUUACGCCUAAUGCAGGGUCUGUUACUCCGGGUGAUUAUUUUCCAAGGCUCGAUUUAGAAACACCUACAACGGCUGAUGUUCCUCUAGAAAGUGCGAUGACAUCAGAUAUUUUUACACCCCGAAGUGAGGCCAGUAAGGAACUCGAUUUGAAGUCCAAAAACAAGGAAUUCUUAAGUACAGAAGGAUUCAAUUUCCCGAUGAUAGUCGACGAUGAAAAUAUCGAAUCAGAAGUGACUAGCGACGUGCAAACUGGCGACACUCCUGACUGUUCCCCCUUAAAAUCAUCAGACAUGCCACUAAAACAUAUGAAAACAAAGCACUCUUUCUUCAACAUAUUAGAUGGGUCUUACACUCUAGACGAAUUUGACCCUUUCGGUAUAAAGGAAUUGAGUACAUUUUCCAAAGAUCAUUUUACAAGUAAGAUGAAUAUAGAAAUGACGGCUUCUUGUUACACUCAUCCGGCUUUAAUAAUGGAGGAAGUGAAGAAAAGACCUUAUAAUAAUAUAUUUGCGUCACAUUUUGGCUCUGAUGAGGAGGAAGAAAAGAAAAUAACUUGUGAUAAUAUAGCAACACUGACUGCUUGCUUGCAAAGAUCUGUAAUGUUGCCAUUAACGUACCAGUUGGAAGUUGUUAACAACUCUAUAUUAACCUAUUUCCUAGUAAAUUUAGACAUGUAUGAACAUAUGAGGAGUUUGAAAGAUUACUUCUUUCUAAUGGACGGAGAAUUUUCUAGAAGUAUUUGUCAUAAUUUGUUUACGAAGUUGGUGAAGACGUUGAAUCCCCAGGAGCUGUUGAAUUUUGGGACCUUACACAAUAUAUUGGAUAAAGCUUUGGGAUCGUCUAUUUCACAUGUGCACAAAUUCUCAGAGAACCUAUCGUUCACGAUCACGGAGUCCCCUCUGAGCUUCCAGCACAGUUCUCCCGAUGUGUUGCAAUGUCUCUCCUUGACUUACACAGUCAGUUGGCCCCUGAACAUUAUAUUGUCGCAGGAAGCAUUGCUUAGAUACGCUAAGGUGUUCCAGUUUCUGAUCAAAAUGAGACGCAUAUUUUGGGUCUUGGGUGAGGAUUUUGAAUCUCUAAAACUAUCAGCAAAACUAUCAAGACAGCAUUCGAGAAAACUGCUCAGAUCGCCGCAGUACAUUUCAGUGCAAAUAUACCGACAUAUGAUGGCAUCUAUGAUCCGAGCGCUAGACAACUACAUAGUAACGACCUGCAUUCUAUCCUCUUGGACAGAAUUCGAAAAUGAUCUGAAGAAAGCACGCACUUUAGACGAUUUGUACGAAUGCCACGUGGUUUAUAUCAAAAAGGUUUUGUUCCGAUGUCUUCUCAACAAUAGAUCGACGCCUGUGAUGAAGCUGCUUAAUGAUAUCUUCACUGUUAUUCUAAAAUUCAGUCGGGUUUUGAAAGCUGGCGAAUGGCAACAAAAAGAACCAGAAGGAGCAUUCACACACUCAAGCUUUCCACAACUAGAAGAGCUCUUCCAUUUAUUCGAGAAACUCGCGAAGUAUUUACACAAAGUGGUCACCAAGCUGAUGGAAUGCGGAUACCAAAGGCACCUCGUUGAACUACUGACUAUGGUCAACUUGAACGGGUACUACGAUCCUGAUAAGUCUAAAGAUAAUAAUACAACGUUGCAGUCGACAACGUGAGGAGAGACACUUAACAAAGCCAAUGUGAAUAGAGACACCCAAUAUUGUAGGAUAUAAAUUUAUACUGCACAAGUGUUAUCCCAAGCGCUGGUGCUCUCUCUGUUUCGUUUUUACAAUCCAAAGAACAGAAAUUUGACUCGGAUGGAAGAGCCUUAACUAAUCUGGUCCUGGUCCGAGCAACUAACUAAGAAAUUUAACUAAAAACCACCGUUUACUCACGUAAAUUAAUGGAGAAAUGCUUUGCUAGUUUCGAGGCUUAGAGGGAGACGCGUGCGCUGGCUAAGACUAAGAAAAUAUAUUUUUAUUAUCUCAUUACUCAUAUAGCGGCAGACGAAAGGUUAAUAAUUUUCGAAGCACAAAAUAAUUUGCUGCACUUGAAGUUAUUUUGACCUAAACACCCUAACCAAUGAUCUAAAUAAAUAAAAAGCGUAUUAAAUCGGUCGUUAUAGCUUUUUAUUUGAGCUACAGAUAGAACUCAAGUCAUGGUCAAAAUAACUUAAGAAAAUUCAGAAACGCAUUGAAGUUGCACUAAAUUAGUAAUUCGAAGGUCAUUAUGAUGUCAUUAUCAAAGGAAUAACAGUAAUAGAAGUGGAGUAGUUGUAUUUUCUCGAUUGUGGAUCACGUGAGUUGAUUACUGCGCAGUAGAGAUCCAUUGUGAUUGAUGUAUUGACGCGCGUAUUAGAUUGAAUGGCGCAACACAAUUAUAAUUACGUACUGAAACGAACAUUACAUAGCGUUGCGUAAUCUUUACUUAUACGUCUGAAUGGUUGUAAUUUGCAAUCUAGUACAAAGGUAAUAAGGCAUAUUUUUGGGCGGUUUUUUAAAGCAAGUCUUCCCUUAUUUGUUCCAUGGAGUUUGUUAUUUUUGAGAUGCAAGUUUAGCGUGUUUUGUAGGUAAAAUGUUAAUGUUUUAUUCAGAAAAUUAAGUACGUAAUAGUCAAGUACGUUAGUAGGUUGAUAGGAUAGGAUUAAUAGCCAGUCUCAAUCUAGACCACUUAUUCGUCUAGUCGAUAGAUUCUUUCUACAAGUUAAAGAAUUUUGAUAUAAGCUUCAUAAAGUGGCCAAAUCUAUCGACUGAUAGGUCUUUGAAACUGCACCCUUAGCACGAGUUUGGUUAACGUUUAGUAAUCGAAACGAUAGUGCGUUCGGCGCUCUGAUUGGUUGGUUUAUUCGAGCCGGCCAAUAAGAGAGCCGAACGCUCUCUCGUUUCGAUUACCAUAAACUCGUACUGAGGUUACUGGUCGUAUGUCUGUGACAGUCUGUCUGAAAUGAUAUUGUUCUACUUACAAAGAAUCGAAUGUUAUUAAGAAUCUCUUAUAUGUGUAGGCUUUUUGCACUAGCUAGUAACAUAUAUUGUUUGCAUUUUAAUUGUUAGGGCUGUUACACACGAGCGGCAUCUUGGCAACGGCAGAGGUAACUAACUGCAGUCGCGGAGCUGCGGACUACCUAGCGGGUUUACCGAGGCUCUAACUCGAAAAACAGGAGUUUGAACUGGGUGAUU
Spodoptera frugiperda (fall armyworm) is the source of this 6753-nucleotide messenger RNA. RefSeq lists its product as uncharacterized. Lineage: Eukaryota; Metazoa; Arthropoda; Insecta; Lepidoptera; Noctuidae. Gene Ontology annotation, molecular function: gamma-tubulin binding; microtubule minus-end binding. Gene Ontology annotation, biological process: microtubule nucleation; meiotic cell cycle; cytoplasmic microtubule organization. The coding region runs from base 181 to 5253 and encodes 1690 amino acids. Gene Ontology annotation, cellular component: spindle pole; gamma-tubulin complex; centrosome. The record is from RefSeq and is a predicted model, not a curated record. The transcript has 16 exons.